Messenger RNA from Homarus americanus (American lobster), 3797 nucleotides. RefSeq names its product N-alpha-acetyltransferase 30A-like. Gene Ontology annotation, molecular function: protein-N-terminal amino-acid acetyltransferase activity. The record is from RefSeq and is a predicted model, not a curated record. NCBI's taxonomy places the organism in Eukaryota, Metazoa, Arthropoda, Malacostraca, Decapoda, Nephropidae. Gene Ontology annotation, biological process: N-terminal peptidyl-methionine acetylation. Gene Ontology annotation, cellular component: NatC complex.
AAAUACUGGAACAACAUCCCAUCCCUGUUGAGGAGGUCGAAGAAACUCGUCUGCGAUCCAAACAUUACACGGACACCAGUGCGGAGAUAAUGGCGGGCCUUAAUUGUGAUGGUACACGGGGUGUGUGGGCACUCUCAAAGCGUCUCUGAUGUGCUGUAGAAGCUGAGAGUACCAUGAGUGAAACCCAUUUGAGGAGGGUAUUGGUGGAAGAUAUACCAUCGCUCGUGGCGUGCCACACCGUAGCGAGCCAGUCAGCUGAUUUGGCCCCAGUACACAGUGCCAGGGUGAGGAGCUCCCACGCCCACGUCAUGGAGAAGAGGACGGUGGCAGAUGGCACCACCCACGUCAUCGACAAGAGGCCACUGACAGAUGGGGUCGCUCAUAGCUCUGGGCUUGCCACAGAGCUAAGGGAGAAACUGACCAUCAAGAUUGGUGUUAUGAAUGGCAUGAAGAUUGGCACCACAGAUGCUGAGGUGCAUGUGCCAUCGGUUAAGUCAACCAAGUCACUUGUGUUAGAGGAGCAGUGUUCAGAGUCUAGUCAUGAUUCCGCGUCCAAAUCUGAUAUCAACGGGACGGUGUGUAAUGGCCACUCUGUGUCCGAAGCGACCAGUAGCAAUAGUAUCGCAAUUUCAGACACAUUUUCCAUAAAUUCAGAAAAGUCUUCGGACUCCUCCCAUUCAUUUUCUGGUGCUCGACCAAGGACAAGAAACACAUCUAACAGUUCACAAAGCACACAACCUAAAAGUGAGAACGAUCUUAGCUCAACCAGUGAAAGUUUAAUAACUCCGGAAAUUUGCAUAAGUCCUGUUCCAUUGAUUGUAGACAAUGAUCUGAAAGUAGACUAUGUUAAUUAUGAAAAUGAAUUACAAAUGUCGGCCAUAAUGAGGCUAAUUCAGAAGGAUUUAUCGGAACCAUAUUCAAUAUAUACUUAUAGAUAUUUUAUACAUAACUGGCCCAAACUGUGCUUCCUGGCUAUGUCCGGUGGAGAGGUAGUUGGAGCCAUUGUCUGCAAGUUAGAUGUGCACAAGAAGGUGACAGUGAGAGGAUAUAUUGCCAUGCUUGCUGUUGAUCACAGGUUUCGAAAGAGAAAAAUAGGGUCAAACUUGGUACAGAGAGCAAUACGGGCCAUGGCAUCUGAUGAUGCAGAUGAAGUUGUGCUGGAAACCGAGAUUACCAAUAAGCCUGCACUUAGUUAUCAAAACUUAGGAUUUGUCCGAGACAAACGACUCUUCCGGUACUAUCUUAAUGGAGUGGAUGCUCUGCGAUUGAAACUUUGGCUCAGAUAAAAUAAAGAAUGGACUGAGGGUUCAUGAGAGUGAAGAGCAUCCCAGGAGUAUGUGAUGCAACAGCCAGUGUCACUGAGGGUUGUUCAGCUGCUUUUUCUGACCCAGCUGGGUGGGCUCCAGCUGAUGAUUGUAAGACUUGCAACCCUACACAUAACCCUAGUAUGCUGUGAGGAACUGCGUUCAUGUAGAGGGAAUCGCGUGAUAGCAGCAAGAGUUAAAUCAAAGUAAUAAGUUCUUAUAUUUUGCUUGGAGCAGACUGCUCUAGCUGUGAUUAUUAUGAGAGAUUCAUUGCAAGAAUUUUCUUUUUGUAAUUGUAAUAUAUUUUGAGUGAAUUUAUUAAUAGUCUUAUAUGAUGAAAGAUUUCUGUGUUUUUUUCCCUGUUUUGUAUUCUGAUAAAACAUACAUGUAUUUGACCACUUUUUGGCUGGAUGUGCUGCGUAAAGGAAGUCAUCAGAUGUAAACAUGACAAACAACAGCUUUCUUAGAUGCAUUGUAUGAAGAGAGUUUUGUAUAUGAUAGUGACCUGCAAUAUAUCCAAAGUAAACAAGUGACAGCUGUUGUUAUUGUUUUAUUUUUAUCAGUGUUUUGUUGAACUACCAAAGUACUUUCUAUAGCUGGUUACACAUCAAAGGGGCAGUUGUGAUAUAUUCAUAACACAUAAUAGGCAUUGAAUAUGAGUACCCAUUUUUUCUGGUCCAUUUACUUCCAUCUUUCAGAACACUGUUUGCCAUUCUCUGUAGAAAAUUAAAUUUACUUUUUUGUUCUUUGAUGGGUAAUUUUUAUUAAUAAAUGUUAUAGAUGAUAAAAUUUGUAGUUAUAAUUAACUAGUUUUCAUACAUGUAAAUUUAAUUUUCUGUCAGUAUCAGUGUCAUGUAUGCCUUUCCCACAUCCAAAAGAGACUGGUGUGUGCAGUGUGUUCAUCAAAUGCAUCAGCUAGUGACCACUUUCAAACCCUCAGGUGUACAAGAUGCUUAAAGGUAUUUGCUGAAGAUUCCUGCUUGCUGGUUUAGCUGUUCAUAUUUGAAGCCAUCACCACUUACUAUCACUAAAUUAAGAAUGUGUGAAAAAGGUGAGGGUUAUCCUGUAGUAUUUACCCAAAAAAGAAAACACUUGGAAGGAUUCAGAGUAAUGUGAAUAUAAAAUAUAUAAUUCAGUCACACAGUGAAUUUGAAUUUACAUCUUAUAUUGUAGGUUUGCUUUACUAAUAAAGAAAAAUUAUAAAGUGGGAGGCAUGCAAUGAUAAGGGAAGGUUGAAGAAAGGGGAGGGACUUAUCCUAUAAGAACAAAAUUAUAUCAGCAACCUUUGAAGCGAAUGUAAAAUUUGUACACCAGCAGACUACCAACUGGUAUUAUUAUGUGACUGGCCAAAGAAAACAGCUGUCAGUGGGAGACAAGGCACAAACUCCUUCACUUCCCACGAUAGUGCUUCCAUAUAUGACCGAUGCCAUCCGGCCUAGUACUUGGUAAUUUUUGUAUUGCAUAUCUUAAAUUACCUAUAGUUGAAUUUGAAAAGAUGAAAAUUUACUCUGAAUUUUUAUUAUGGUAUUGUAUUACAUUUUUUCAUGAGUUGAGCAGCAAAGACUAGUGCAUAUUAAUGAUUCAGCAUAUGGAUGAUUGUUGGUUGUUUUCACACCCUUUAUGAUAAAUUGUUUGUCCUUGAGAGUGAAUACUAUCUCUAUGAAUCAUACCAUGCCAUAAUGAGUCCUGUGUUAUAGUAACAUAAUCUCACAGAUCCUACCUCCUCUCCUACAACCUGUUGUGUGCCUCAGCUAGGCAGCCCCAGAAAAGUUAAAACAAAAAUUUUGAAAAAUUGUGUCGUCAUGGAUAAUUGCAAUUAGAUCACUGCAUAAUUGAAAGUAUAGGUUAUUAUUGAGUUGAAAAAAAAAUUUAUUUCUGUAGAAUUGAAUAACAAAAGUAGUAAAAUGUUUUGAGUUCUUUUAUGAUGCAAAAUUUGUGCCAUGAAUGCAUUGCAUAGCAUUAUUUUACCGUAAAAUAAUUGUAAAGCUCUGCCAAGCUGUAAUUGUAUAUUGCAGUAAUGAGAUUUUGUGUGGGUACAUUAGGCAUUUACUUCAUCAUGAUGUAGAGCGCCGAUUAUCUCAACGAACUCAACAUUUUGCUAUCAGAAUUAAUUUUUAGACAUCUCUGUACAGAAAAGUAAUGUCAUUCAGAAAGGUUCAAAUAAUUCAUCUCAUUCAUAUAAUUUUAUUUAUAAAUUUUUUAUGCCAGGAAAUCCUAGCUGGUUAAGAAAUAUAUGGCUUGUUCCAGGUUUAGUCAGUAAACAGUCAUUUAAUUGAACGUUAGUUGAUUGACGCUCUACUGUGUUUAUUAACUUAGUCUUACACAGAAAGCUUUUCCCAAAAUUGACAAUGAUUUUAGGGAGAAGGGCUGCAGACUGUGUGGCUCGUCUAUUGUGUUUAAAGAUUAUGCUCAGACAUGAUUCUUGACAUUGUGUAUUUUAUUAUAGAGUAAUAUGUUAAUAUAUAACAUAUUCAUUAAAAAUAUAUUUUAAAA